AUGGACAGCAUACAAGACUCCCUCACAGUGGCUUCGGGAAGUAAGAAACGUAAGAGGACGGGAAAAGAACGUGCAGCUAAAAAAGCUUUAGCUAUCGAGGCUGUUCACUCAUUUCAGGCGGAGAAAAAUACCCAAGCGAUUUUAGCCAACCCGUCUUCUUCACCCAACGAGGAAGAAGCAGUCACGCAUGGUCCGAAAGAGCUAGAAGUGGUGUCAGCUGAGGCUACCGUCGAUCUGGAAAGGGUGGCCACACGUAUCCCCACGGCAUUGAAACAUCUUCGUCCGACAUUUAAACAAGCUAGAACGUUCGAAGUUCGACGUCUAGUCAAAAAAGUCAAAUUUUUGCGUACCAAACCUGACACACCCUCCACAAACAAAGAUCUAGAAGCUCAACUUGCCCUCCUGACACAUCUCACCUUAGAUCCCAUCAUUCAAUCACACCUUCUAUUGAAACUUCAUAAGCAUCGUUCACUCCGACACCUAAUUCUCCCUACUUCCAUCACUGAUCUUCUUCACUCCGAUCCCAGCGACCUCGGCAGCUCCAGCGAUGAAUUGAAAACCAAGGUCGAGAAUAGGAUAUGUAGUUCUAAGAUCGUUUCGGAGUCUGUUAAAUCUACUGUGGAGUGGGUGGUAGGUGAUGAGAAUGCUCGAUUGAUUUCAAAAUCCAAAUCGUCGCAACAGGGACCAGUCGGCCAUACGGGUCGAAAUGUUUCGUCAGUGCAGGAGAAUACGAGUCUAGACCACCCAGUGGGGGAGAUGGAUGAGGACGAGGAGCAGAUGGAGAUCAAUCCGGAGGUUAUCGUUCGAGACGAGGAGGAAACCGAAGAGGAGAAUGACAUAGAGGAAGAUAUGAUUGAUGAUGGAUGGGAAUCAGGUUCAAUCUCUGUUGCCUCCGAAGACUACUCUACGUCGAAAAUCCCCGACAUUCCUUCAAUCCCCAAGAAUCGCAAAGAAAAAACACCAAAGAUUUCAUCAGAAAUGAACACUACUCAAUCUCGUCAAAUAAAUGAAGGAAAACCCAAACAAUCUACUAGUUCCAAGACCAAAGAAACCAUAAAAUCAUCGACUUUCCUCCCUUCUCUAGCUACAGGUUUCAUCAGUGGAGAUUCCUCAGAUCCUGAUCUUGAUUCUGAUAUAGAUGAUUCUGGUUUGGUAGGGAAGAGAGGUAAAGUUGAAAGAAAGAAUAGACGUGGACAACGAGCUAGACAAGCUAUCUGGGAGAAAAAAUAUGGUAAAGGUGCCAAACAUGUAGUCCGAGCUAGAGAAGAAGAACAGGCUAUUGAAGCUGUCAAAAUCGCUCGGAGACAAGAACGUGAGCAACGUCGAAAUCCCACUACCACCGGCUGGGGUGGAGCCGUAAGAACUACAACGCAUAAUACGAGUAUCUCAAGAGGUAGAGAAGAGGGGAACGCUAAUCUCACUCCUAUGGGAGUUGCCGUCAGAGGAGAGAAAGAAAAGAGUUUACAUCCUUCUUGGGAAGCUGCAAAGUUACGUAGACAAAAAGAAGUGAUGGCUGCUCCUAAAGCCACGAAAAUUGUUUUCGAUUAG
Tremella mesenterica DSM 1558 is the source of this 1548-nucleotide messenger RNA. RefSeq lists its product as uncharacterized. The record is from RefSeq and is a predicted model, not a curated record. NCBI's taxonomy places the organism in Eukaryota, Fungi, Basidiomycota, Tremellomycetes, Tremellales, Tremellaceae. Bases 1 to 1548 code for a protein of 515 amino acids. The transcript has 6 exons. Gene Ontology annotation, cellular component: 90S preribosome; nucleus. Gene Ontology annotation, biological process: maturation of SSU-rRNA.